Messenger RNA from Coprinopsis cinerea okayama7#130, 1425 nucleotides. RefSeq names its product GPI mannosyltransferase 3. Lineage: Eukaryota; Fungi; Basidiomycota; Agaricomycetes; Agaricales; Psathyrellaceae. Gene Ontology annotation, molecular function: alpha-1,2-mannosyltransferase activity. The transcript is spliced from 6 exons. Gene Ontology annotation, biological process: GPI anchor biosynthetic process. The coding region runs from base 1 to 1425 and encodes 474 amino acids. Gene Ontology annotation, cellular component: endoplasmic reticulum membrane. The record is from RefSeq and is a predicted model, not a curated record.
AUGGACCACGACGCGUCCAAUUCGAAGGCAGUUCUGGGUAACGACUACGUGUCGACUGCAGCUCUACUGUCCUUGACCAGUUUCUUCAACGCACUUUCGCUCUCGAGGACUUUGUCCAACUCUCUCGAAACGUCUCUAUGCUCACUGGCAUUCGCCUAUUACCCAUGGGACGCCCACCCAGAUGUCACACCUCAUGUCACCUUCAACAAGAAGAUGAUACUAUUCAGCGCACUGGCAUGUGUGAUAAGACCCACGAAUGCAGUAAUCUGGACAUUCCUCUACAUGCGGUUGCUCUGGGCGUACGGUCGAUACCGCACCCUCGUCGCCUCGUUCGUCCGGGAUGCCCUCCUGGCCCUAACUGUUGCCACGCUCGCUCUAUUUGUCAUCGACACACUCUACUACGGCAAAUCCACGUUCACCCCUUACAACUUCCUCCUCACCAACCUAUCUUCUGUCUCCCUGUUCUACGGCGGUAGUCCCUGGCACUACUACUUGUCGCAGGCUUUGCCGAUAUUAUGCACCACUGCACUCCCAUUCACUCUGCAUGGGAUGUACACGACGCUCAAGGACAGCAAUACCCCUAGAAAGAGCUACGCCCUUCAGGGCAUGUUCUGGACGAUCGUAUGGUCGGUGGGAAUAUACUCCCUCGCAGGGCACAAGGAGUGGAGGUUUAUCCACCCUCUUUUGCCCCUCCUACACGUAUUCGCAGCCAAAUCCCUCGUCAACUUGCGCACCAGCUUUGACAAAGCCUCAAAUACCCUCCGAAAGCAGAAGCCCAAAGCCAAGACCUCGUCACAAUCAAUUGCGGUCUUUGGUAAAGAUCUUCCCAUUCGCCGUGGGCACCUUUGGUUUCUGCUAUGUAUGGCACCCGCCACGAUCUACGUGGUGUUGUUCUACUGUAGUGGACCCAUCAGCGUGCUUUCCUACGUGAGGUCACUCCCACUUGGCGACCAGAAGAGCGAGAACCCGUUCACCGAUACUGUCGGCUUCCUUACACCUUGCCACUCAACACCUGGCCAUGCAUAUAUCCACAGAGAAGUCCUUGCGGAGGUUCCUGGCAGAAUCUGGGCCCUUGGAUGUGAACCUCCUUUAGGCGGCGAGAACCUGUCCUCUUACCAAGACCAAACGGACGUCUUUUUUGCCUCUCCGAAAUAUUACAUUACCAACCACUUCCCGCCACACGUCAACGUCGAUUUCCCGCCUUCACCUUAUCCCUCUUCUCAUCCCGGGCAACCGGGAAUUCAGAACUGGAGGCACGAGUGGCCCAAACAUCUUAUUCUAUUUGGUGAUCUUCUGAGAGAUGAAUUGGGAGUGAAAGGGUUGUUGGAGGAGAAAGGUUAUCAGGAAGUGCGCAAGUAUGGAAGAGACUGGGAAGGGGAGGGUAAAAGGAAGGGUGGAGUCCGGGUAUGGACAUGGCAAGGGUAA